GGGAAUCGACAAACAGGGCGACGAAUCACAGCGCGCGAAGCUCCAAUAAGGGGAGGGGCGAUCCCCUUAAGGCUCCCGGACUGACUGCGAGGGUUUGACCAAUCGGAGCGCAGCGGUGCGGCCUCGUGCCCGCGUUCUUGGUUGUACAAGCAAGGUUAAGCGCCUCUGCCUUUUUUUUUUUCUGUGGUAGCGGCUUCUAAUGGGGUGAUAGAAGUGGGAGGGGCUUGGAGCCUCUCUUUGCGGGCUGAAGGCAGGCUCCGCUUGGCUUGUCUGAGGGAGGUGUUUCCGCGCUUUGCUCUGAAGAGGAGAAGUGUUGUAAAGGAACAAUGAAAACAUUGGUCAUUGGACUUGGAGGUGUAACAAAUGGAGGCAAAUCAACCCUGGCAGGAAAGCUGAAGAAAUUGUUCCCCAAUUGCACUAUAAUUUCCCAAGAUGACUUUUUUAAGCCUGAAUCUGAAGUAGCCAAAGAUGAUCACGGAUUUCUGCAGUACGAUGUACUUGAUGCCUUGUACAUGGAGACAAUGGUGGCAAGCAUACGUUCUUGGAUGACAAAACCAGAAGACUCUGCAUUGCCAAGACCACCCAAUAAUACACAUGAUGAUCAGACAGGAGCAAAAGAUAUUCGGGUCUUAAUUAUUGAAGGUUUCCUUCUGUUUAACUACAAGCCCCUUAGUGAUAUAUGGGAUAAAAAAUAUUUCUUAACAAUUCCCUAUGAAGAGUGUAAAAGGCGAAGAAGCAACAGAAUAUACAAUCCACCAGACCCACCUGGUUACUUUGAUGGACAUGUGUGGCCCAUGUAUCAGAAACACAGGAGAGAAAUGGAAGAAAAUGAAGCAAGCAUUGUUUAUUUAGAUGGAACAAAACCACAGGAAGAUCUCUGUUCAAGGAUAUAUAAUGAUAUAAUACAGGAAUUGGAAAAGACAAGUGAGCAAGGCAUUAUUAUGCAUGCAUAAAUUUGCUUUCAUUACAACUUGCUUCAUGAAUUACUGAAGGCCCCCUUGCCAGUUGACAGAAAAGCACUAAAAAUUAAAUGAGGAAAAGCCAGCUCUUCUGUACAAUGGGAUAUAUUGGUUGUGGUUCGGUACCAAUUCAGUUGCUGCAAUUCUUCUUAACUCCUUUCUUAAUAAAUAUUGUCAAAAAAUGAGAGGUUGUUAUAUUUUAUAAUUGUGUCUCUACUGAAUAAAGUUGGAGGUUACUUUUUGCAUAUAUUUGUUUAUGUAUUUUUUGGGUCACUUGUUA
Molecule: messenger RNA, 1239 nt
Organism: Notechis scutatus (mainland tiger snake)
Lineage: Eukaryota; Metazoa; Chordata; Lepidosauria; Squamata; Elapidae
Gene: NMRK1
Product: nicotinamide riboside kinase 1
Source: RefSeq, a predicted model, not a curated record